Molecule: messenger RNA, 6404 nt
Organism: Rhinolophus ferrumequinum (greater horseshoe bat)
Lineage: Eukaryota; Metazoa; Chordata; Mammalia; Chiroptera; Rhinolophidae
Gene: CDC42BPG
Product: CDC42 binding protein kinase gamma
Biological process (GO): peptidyl-threonine phosphorylation; actomyosin structure organization
Cellular component (GO): cytoplasm; cytoskeleton
Molecular function (GO): ATP binding; protein serine/threonine kinase activity
Source: RefSeq, a predicted model, not a curated record
ACGGAGGACCGGCAUAUUGACAGACGGACGGACCGACGGACGGACCGACGGACGGGAAUGCGGGCGGCCAGGCUCUAGCCUGGGCGUGGGGCUCCGGCCGCAGCUAUGGAGCGGCGACUGCGUGCGCUGGACCGGCUGGCGCGGGGCGAGGCCGGCGGCGGCCCGGGGCUCGACGGCCUCCUGGAUCUGCUGCUGGGGCUGCACCACGAGCUCAGCAGCGCCCCCCUGCGGCGGGAGCGCAACGUGGCGCAGUUCCUGAGCUGGGCCAGCCCCUUCGUAACAAAGGUGAAAGAGCUGCGGCUGCAGAGAGAUGAUUUUGAGAUCUUGAAGGUGAUCGGCCGAGGCGCCUUUGGGGAGGUCGCCGUGGUGAGGCAGAGGGACAGUGGACAGAUUUUUGCCAUGAAAAUGCUGCAUAAAUGGGAGAUGCUUAAGAGGGCCGAGACGGCCUGUUUCCGGGAAGAGCGAGACGUUCUGGUGAAGGGAGACAGCCGUUGGGUGACUGCUCUGCAUUAUGCCUUCCAAGACGAGGAGUACCUGUACCUGGUGAUGGACUACUACGCCGGUGGGGACCUCCUCACGCUGCUGAGCCGCUUUGAGGACCGCCUCCCACCUGAGCUGGCCCAGUUCUACCUGGCUGAGAUGGUGCUAGCUGUUCACUCACUGCACCAGCUGGGUUACGUCCACAGGGAUGUCAAGCCGGACAAUAUCCUGUUGGACAUGAAUGGCCACAUCCGCCUGGCUGACUUUGGUUCCUGCCUACGUCUCAACAACAGUGGCAUGGUGGAUUCGUCGGUGGCAGUGGGGACACCCGACUACAUCUCCCCUGAGAUCCUGCAGGCCAUGGAGGAGGGCAAGGGCCACUAUGGGCCGCAGUGCGACUGGUGGUCGCUGGGGGUCUGCGCCUAUGAACUGCUCUUCGGAGAAACCCCCUUCUACGCUGAAUCCCUGGUGGAAACCUAUGGCAAGAUCAUGAACCAUGAGGACCACCUCCAGUUCCCCUCAGAUGUGCCUGAUGUGCCAGCCAGUGCCCAAGACCUGAUCCGCCAGCUGCUGUGCCGCCAGGAGGAGCGUCUGGGCCGCGGAGGGCUGGAUGACUUCCGGAACCACCCCUUCUUCGAAGGCGUGGACUGGGAGCGGCUGGCAACCAGCACUGCCCCCUAUAUCCCUGAGCUUCGCGGGCCCAUGGACACCUCCAACUUCGACGUGGACGAUGACACCGUCAACCAUCCGGGAACCCUGCCACCACCCUCCCAUGGGACCUUCUCAGGCCACCACCUGCCAUUUGUGGGCUUCACCUAUACCUCGGGCUGUCCGGGCCCUGAGAGCAGCUCUGAGCAGUUGGCUGCCCUGGAGCGGAAGCUCCGUUGUCUAGAGCAGGAGAAGAUGGAGCUGAGCCAGAAGCUCCAAGAGGCCCUGCAGAGCCCCUCAAACCAUCGGGAGCUGGAGCAGCUACGGAAUGAAGUGCAGACUCUACAGGACAGGCUAUUAGAGAUGCUGAGGGACAACAAGACCCCCUUGUCCCAGACGGAUGGGCCCCCUGCUGGUAGCCCAGGCCAGGACAGUGACCUAAGGCUGGAGAGAGACAACCAGCUCUUCCAGGAGCUGGCCGAGGCUCGGGCAGGGCUGCAGGUGCAGGAGAAGGAGCUCUGCAGAGCCCAGGAGCGGCAGGAGGAGCUGCUCCGAAGGCUGCAGGAGGCGCAGGAGAGAGAGGCAGCCACGGCCAUCCAGAACCAGGCCCUGACCUCCCAGCUGGAGGAAGCCCAGGCUGCCCGGAGGGAGCUGCAGGCCCAGGUGGCCACCCUGAGCCGGGAGGUAACACAGCUUCAGAGACAGCGGGAGCGAAGCCUUGAGAAGGAGUCUUCCCGGGUCCAGACCGUCCACACUGCCUCUGAGACCAAUGGUAUGGGAUUGCCUGAGGCCGGGCCCCAGGAAGCACAGCUGAAGAAGGAGGUGGCCGCCCUGCGUGUCCAGCUGGAGCAGGCCCGCGGCACCGGCUCCAGUGGGAAGGAGGAGGCCUUGUGCCGGCUACAGGAGGAGAACCGGCGGCUGAGCCGGGAGCAGGAGCGGCUGACUGAAGAGCUGGAGCGGGAGCAGCAGAACAGGCAGCGGCUGGAGGGUGAGCGGCGGGAGACGGAGGGCAACUGGGAGGCCCAGAUCACCGACAUCCUCAGCUGGGUGAAUGAUGAGAAGGUCUCGAGAGGCUACCUGCAGGCCCUGGCCACCAAGAUGGCCGAGGAGCUGGAGUCCUUGAGGAACGUGGGCACCCAGCUGCUCCCUGCCCGGCCGCUGGACCACCAGUGGAAGGCAAGGCGGCUGCAGAAGAUGGAGGCCUCUGCCAGGCUGGAGCUGCAAUCAGCACUGGAAGCUGAGAUCCGGGCCAAGCAGGGCCUGCAGGAGCAGCUGACACAGGCGCAGGAGGCCCAGCUGCAGGCCGAGCGCCAUCUGCAGGAGGCCGAGAAGCAACGGAGCCUGCAGGAGGAGCUGGUUGCACUUCGGGAGGAGCUGCAGGCCCGCAGGCCGGCAGAUGCCAAGCCCUCAAACUCUGAUUCCUUUCUGUCUUUCCGGAGCUUAGAGAAGGAUUCUGCCAAGGACCCUGGUAUCUCAGGAGAGGCCUCCAGGCCUGUGCUGGAGCCAGAGCUGAGGCCGGAGUGCCGCAGCAGCCUGCGCCUGGGGGCUGUGUUCCCCAGAGCAUCUGCUGCAACCACGACCCCUUCAGAAGGUCCUCCUGCAAAGCACGGCUCACACUUGCUGCGCCCCCGGAGCUUCCCAUCCCCCACCAAGUGUCUGCGCUGCACCUCACUGAUGCUAGGCUUGAGCCGCCAGGGCCUGGGCUGUGAUGCCUGCGGCUACUUCUGUCAUUCGACUUGUGCCCCACAAGCCCCACCCUGCCCCGUGCCCCCUGACCUCCUCUGCACAGCCCUGGGAGUGCACCCCGAAACAGGCACAGGCACUGCCUAUGAGGGCUUCCUGUCGGUGCCGCGGCCCUCGGGCGUCCGGCGGGGCUGGCAGCGGGUAUAUGCUGCCCUCAGUGACUCACGCCUGCUGCUAUUUGACGCCCCAGACCCUCGUCUCAGCCCGGCCAGCGGGGCCCUCCUGCAGGCACUGGAUCUGAGGGACCCCCAGUUCUCAGCCACCCCUGUCCUGGCUCCUGACGUUAUCCACGCCCAAUCCAAGGACUUGCCACGCAUCUUUAGGGUGACGGCCUCCCAGCUGACGGUGCCCCCUGCCACGUGCAACAUACUGCUGCUGGCAGAGACUGAGGGUGAGAGGGAGCGCUGGCUGCAAGUGCUGGGCGAGCUGCAGCGGCUGCUGCUAGACGCACUACCGAGACCCCGGCCUGUGUACACACUCAAGGAGGCCUACGACAAUGGGCUGCCAUUGCUGCCCCACACGCUCUGUGCUGCCAUCAUCGACCAGGACCGACUCGCGCUGGGCACUGAGGAGGGGUUGUUUGUGAUCCACCUGCACAGCAAUGACAUCUUCCAAGUGGGUGAGUGCCGGCGGGUGCAGCAGCUGGCCGUGAGCCCUACUGCAGGCCUUCUGGUCGUGCUGUGUGGCCGCGGCCCCAGCGUGCGCCUCUUCGCCCUGGCAGAGCUGGAGAGCACAGAGGUGGCAGGUGCCAAGAUCCCUGAGUCUCGAGGCUGCCAGGUGCUGGCAGCCGGGCGCAUCCUGCAGGCCCGCACCCCUGUGCUGUGUAUAGCCAUCAAGCGCCAAGUGCUCUGCUACCAGCUGGGUCCAGGCCCGGGGCCCUGGCAGCGCCGCAUCCGUGAGCUGCAGGCACCAGCACCUGUGCAGAGCCUGGAGCUGCUGGGUGACCGGCUGUGUGUAGGAGCAGCUGGUGCCUUUGCGCUCUACCCGCUGCUCAACGAGGCUGCGCCCUUAGCACUGGGGGCUGGUCUGGUGCACGAGGAGCUGCCACCAUCCCGUGGGGGCCUAGGCGAGGCACUGGGUGCCGUGGAGCUCAGCCUUAGUGAGUUCCUGCUGCUCUUCACCACUGCCGGGGUCUACGUGGACAGCACCGGCCGCAAGUCUCGCUUCCAUGAGUUGCUAUGGCCAGCAGUGCCCACGGGCUGGGGUUAUGCAGCCCCCUACCUGACACUGUUCAGUGAGAACUCCAUCGAUGUGUUUGACGUGAGGAAAGCAGAAUGGGUCCAGACGGUGCCACUCAAGAAGGUGCGACUUCUGAACCCAGAGGGCUCCCUGUUCCUCUAUGGCACCGAGAAGAUCCGCCUGACCUACCUCAGGAACCGGCUGGCAGAGAAGGACGAGUUCGACAUCCCGGACCUUACCGACAACAGCCGGCGCCAGCUGUUCCGCACCAAGAGCAAGCGCCGCUUCUUUUUCCGAGUGUCUGAGGAGCAGAAACAGCUGCAGCGCAGGGAGAUGCUGAAAGACCCCUUUGUGCGCUCCAAGCUCAUAUCACCGCCCACAAACUUCAACCACCUGGUGCACGUGGGCCCUACGGACGGGAAGCCCAGUGCCAAGGACCAGACCCGGGCUCCUGAAGGGAAGGGCCGAGGUUCCCGCGGCUCCGGCCCACAGCGGCCCCACAGCUUCUCAGAGGCCUCGCGGCGUCCAGCUUCCAUGGGCAGCGACGGGAAGGCAGACCCCAUGAAGAGGAAGCCUUGGACAUCUCUGUCCAGCGAGUCCGUGUCCUGUCCCCAGGGAUCUCUGAGCCCCGCAGCCUCCCUGACACAGGUCUCAGAGAGGCCCCGGAGUCUCCCCCUAGCCCCUGAAGCAGAGAGCUCCCCUUGACACCCUCUGGCAGGGCCCACCCGAACCCCAGGACCAAGAGACAUGAGGGAGCAGAGAGCUUAAGGGAUGCCAUACUCCGGCUGGUCCGGGACGUGUGGAAAUUCGGACUCAGGGAGAGCCCGGGCUGGGCAGCGACUGGGAGACUGGUCUGGGUUUCCAGGACCUGGGGAGCCUGACUCCCAGCCUUCAUCCCACCCUUCCCCUCUACUCCCAGCCCAACCUGUACUAGCCCCUGGGAAUAGAAUGGCCGCCCUUCUGCCCUAGGGGCCCCUCUGUCCUGGUGUCCAGGGGUGAUUGUGCCAAAGCUCUCGUUUCCAGUGCCAAGCCCUAGGAGGCUUGUAAGCAAGAGUCGGGAUGAGGGACAGAGAAGGGCCAGGUCCCUUGGGGCAGUCUGGGGUCUUGGCCGCGGACUUGCUAGGCUCCAGUGAGGCAAGGGUCAAAUCAGGAAGGACAGGCUCUAAUCCAGAGGGAAGGCAGAUAGAGAAGCAGGGGAAAGGACGUAGGUGAAGGAGGUAAGAGAGGGAAGUUGGGAGAAAGGAAGUGGAGGCGGCGGUCAUAGUGAUUGGAAGGAGGGAAAGCCAUCCAGAGGAGAAGGAGAGAGGGAUACAGGAGGACACUGACGGGGAGAGAGAGAGACGAGACGAGAGGAGAGGAGGGGAGAGGGGACUGGGGGACUAUAUAUCCAGGGUCCUUUCCCUCUGGGGAAGAGCUUGUUGGGUUUGGGAACAGGGAGAGGCUCCGUGAGCCAACUGACAUUGUUAUCUAAUCCGUCCAUAGGAGAAGAGAAUUCCUAGACAGGGAUGGGAUGGGGAGGGUAUUUAUAAGGGCUACUUGGUGGGAGAUGGGCACCCAACGCGGCCAUUGGACCGUCUCCAGGCAUACUCUGGCCCUUCCCAGGAAGGGGGAGGGGUCCUUUUUCUCAAAGCUUCAACCAACUAUGUAUUAGGGGAUGAUAGGGAACAUUUUAUUAUUGAGCACAGUCAUUAUUAUUAUUAUAUUACUAUUUUUAUUAAACCUCCCCCUACUAAUGAGUAGGGGGCAAAAUAAGUAUUUAUCUCCUCAAAUGCCCUAUUCCUGGGAGGGGGGACUCUGAUACUCUGUGAGGCAGUAAGGAACCAAUAAACACAACUUUGUAAGUGGUUGGCCUCCCUGCCUGGAUCUCUCUUCUGAAGGUUCAGAAAAAUGGAGGGAUCAGAGACGGAGGAAGGAGUGGGGUUAUCAGGGAAAGUUAAAGACCAGGUUAUCGUCCCUGUAAUUUCAAGAAGCAGGUGAAACAUUCAAGUGGGGGUAAAGGCGAGUUUAAUAGCGAAGAGAUGGUUUUCAGAAGUGGGUAACAUUAAGGGUACCCACCAAAAAGUGGCAGUGCCCCCGAGCCCUAGCAGCAGUGGGGAGCUCUUGCCACCCCCAGGCCAGCAGGGCAGGAAGAGGCAGUGGUGUUACCUGAUGGGAGCUGUGGCUCUCAGUAAAAGAACCUCGCCGUGGCCAAGGUUCAGGAAGGCAGCCCAGGAAAUAAAGCCCUCCACCUCAUUGCUCCCGCCCAUCUCCUGCCUUGUUUUGUCCAAACCCAAGCAGCAGCCAGAGGAGCCUAGCACUCAGUUUACUGCAGGGCCUAGAAGGCAGCCAUGGGGCCACUGAGCUGUGUGGGGGAG